This is a messenger RNA of Centropristis striata (black sea bass), 7799 nucleotides long. RefSeq names its product nucleoporin 98 and 96 precursor (gene nup98). The record is from RefSeq and is a predicted model, not a curated record. Gene Ontology annotation, cellular component: nuclear pore cytoplasmic filaments; nuclear pore. NCBI's taxonomy places the organism in Eukaryota, Metazoa, Chordata, Actinopteri, Perciformes, Serranidae. Gene Ontology annotation, molecular function: structural constituent of nuclear pore. Gene Ontology annotation, biological process: protein import into nucleus; post-transcriptional tethering of RNA polymerase II gene DNA at nuclear periphery; RNA export from nucleus.
GUAUGAAAGUGACGCAGGGACGCUCGCCGCUCGACAGUUUUCCCUCCUCGUUGACGGAGCUAGGCCGAUGCUAAGCUAAACACACUUCACCGUGUAACACUGUGGACUCGGCAGCUUCAGCACCGCAGCAGGAAGGUCCACGAGCAACACGACACCCGCCACAAAGUUGUUCCAGAAGACUUAUGCGGUCCUGCUAGCAGGGCAAGAUGUUCAACAAGUCAUUUGGUACUCCCUUCGGCGGAGGGACGGGAGGGUUUGGCACCACAUCGACCUUUGGACAGCAAAACACGGGUUUUGGGGCGACAGGAGGCUUUGGGACGUCUGCGUUCGGGGCCACUGCCAACACUGGAGGGCUGUUUGGUACCACACAGAAUAAACCUGGCGGCCUGUUUGGGACCAGCACGUUCAGCCAGCCGGCGACUUCCUCCACUGGAAGUGCCGGCUUCGGUUUCGGUGCAGCGACCGGCACUUCGACCAGCCUGUUCGGCAACACUGGAACGGGAACCACCGGCGGACUCUUCUCCCAGCCGAACAAUGCCUUCGGUGCCAACAAACCCACCUCGUUUGGAAGUUUCGGGACGAGCACCAGCAGCGGCGGGCUGUUCGGGUCCACCAACACCACCUCCAACCCUUUCGGUGGUGCGUCCCUGUUUGGCGGCUCGGGGUUCACCGCCGCGCAGCAACAGCAGCCGGGAACAACCGUAAAAUUCAAUCCUCCAACAGGAAGUGACACAAUGGUAAAAGCAGGUGUGACCACGAGCAUCAACACCAAGCACCAGUGCAUCACGGCCAUGAAAGAAUACGAGAACAAAUCUCUGGAGGAGCUGAGGUUGGAGGAUUACCAGGCGGGCAGGAAGGGCCCCACCAACCCAAUGGCUGCAGGGACCGGCGGUCUGUUCGGCACAGCCACGGCGACAUCCAGCGCCGCCACCGGCCUGUUCGGCUCCUCGGCCCCCAACACCAACUUCUCCUUCGGACAGAACAAGAGCACCUUCGGAGCCGCAACGCCUGCUGCCGGUUUCGGUGCGACCGCCGGCAGUCUGUUCGGGCAGCAGACGCAGCAACAAGCCAGCAGCCUCUUCAAGCCGUUCGGCCAGGCCACCACCACACAGAGCACCAGCUUCUCCUUCGGCAACACCAACACUAUGGGACAGGCCAACACCAGCAGCAUAGGUUUGUUCGGAAACACCGCGGCACCGCAGACCGGCGGGUUGUUCGGAGCUGCUCAGCCGACCGCGGCGGCCACCGGCUUCGGGGCGGCCGGCUCGCUGUUCGGCCAAACCAACACAGGAUUUGGGAACGUUGGCACACAGCAGAGUUUAUUCGGUAAUAAGACCGCCGGGUUCGGCACCACGACCACCAGCGCGCCGUCCUUCGGCACCGGCACCGGACUCUUUGGAAACAAGCCGGCCCUCACGCUGGGGACCGGCACCAACACCUCCACCUUCGGUUUUGGUGCAAACCCCGCUGCAGGGAGUCUGUUUGGUAACAAGCCGGCCACAGGAGGACUGGGGACCGCGCUGGGAACGACGUUCGGAGCAGCAGUGGGCGCCGGACAGACGUCUCUGUUCGGGAACAACCAGAACAAACUGGGCACCACGCUGGGAACGAUGGGAACGUUCGGAGCGACCGGAUUCAACAGCGGAGCCGGCACUCUGGGCUUCGGAGCGCCACAGCAGCCCGUCGCGCUCACGGAUCCAAACGGAGCAGCCGCCCAGCAGGCCAUGCUCCAGCAGCAGCUCAGCGUCCUGGCGUACUCGCCGUACGGAGACUCGCCGCUGUUCAGGAACCCGCUGUCAGACCCGAAGAAGAAGGAGGAGCGUCUGAAACCGACCAAUCCGACGGCCCAGAAGGCUCUGACCACGCCCACCCACUACAAGCUGACGCCCCGCCCGGCGACCCGAGUCCGGCCCAAAGCGCUGACGUCGUCCGGCGCCUCCAAGUCGCAGCUCUUCGACGGGCUGGACGACGACGAGCCCUCGCUCACCAACGGGGCCUUCAUACCCAGGAAGAGCAUCAAGAAACUGGUGCUGAAGAACCUGAACAGCAGCCAGUACAGCAGCCCGGUCAGCAAGGAGGCCGACGACCUCGCUUCACCCUCAGAGUACCCACAGAACGGACACAGUCACGUGGAGGAGGAGGAGGAGAUGGCGGGCCCCAGCAGCCGAGCAGACGACGACCCUGAGGUCACUCAGUUCUACGUCAACCCCAUCGCCAAGCCGAUCCCGCAGGGCCGCGCCCACACCAGCCUGCAGGACACCAUCAGCGAGCUGAACAUGCACAAACCGGCCCGCAACGGACUGGAGCUGAGCAGCGAGGACGUGUCGGCAUCUCUGGGAGACGAGUCUCUGCAGGAGGACCGAGAGGAGGAGCAGCAGGAGUCCCAACAGCCUCCUCACCCCGCAGGCAUCGUUCUGAACCGCGUCGGUUACUACACCAUCCCCUCCAUGGACGACCUCGCUGAGAUGGUGGAUGAGAACGGAGAGUGUCUGGUGGAGAACUUCACCGUCGGCAGGAAAGGCUACGGCUCCAUCUUCUUCCCCGGCGAGGUGAACGUGACGGGACUGAACCUGGACGAGAUCGUCCACUUCAGACGCAAAGAGGUCAUCGUUUACCCCGACGACAAAAACAAGCCUCCGGAGGGGGAGGGGCUCAACAGGCGAGCGGAGGUCACUCUGGACGGCGUCUGGCCCAACGACAAGACCACCUGCACUCAGAUCAGGAGCCCCGAGCGCCUGACGGAGAUGAACUACGAGGGCCGGCUGGAGAAAGCUUCACGCAAACAGGGCGCCCGCUUCCUGGAGUACCGAGCGGAGACCGGGUCCUGGGUGUUCGAGGUGGCCCACUUCUCCAAAUAUGGCCUCCAGGACUCUGACGAGGAGGAGGACGUCCCUCCCAAAGCCGACCCCAAGAAGCUGAAGACGAUGAUGUCGCUGCCUCCCUCCAGGCUGCAGCAGCAGCUUCCCCCCUCCCAGCAGCAGGUGGCGCCACAGGCUCAGUCCACGGCGGUGGUGGACCUCCCGGGCGGCGUGGUGGCGGAGCUGGACAGCGACAUGGCCGACAUCACCCAGAGCUUCCCCACAGAGAGCAUGCUGGGAGGAGAGGAGGACGGCGAGCCGCUGGCCGAGGAGCUGGAGACGAGCGGCGGGAAGCUCGGCGGUUCGAUCCCCGCAGAGCACGACGGCAUCACAGGACACAUGACGUCAUCUCUGGGGAUCAACCCACACACCCUGCAGAUCAUGAAGGCGUCUCUGUUCGCUGAGGACGAGGACGAUGGCGACAUGUUCCAGGAUCACAUGAAGGUCUCCGCUGACCUGUCGUCUCCUCGCAUCGUCCUGCCGGGAACCCAGAGCCGAGCCUCCGUCGGCGGUCUCCUUCAGGCUCGUUUCACCUCGGGCCUCUUCUCUCAGCUGUCGGACUCCCCCGUCCUCCCCUCCUCCCCCCCCCCUCUGUCCCGGGGCUCUCCGGCCGAGCCCCCCCGCUCGCUGCCCUGGCCCGGCUCCGCCCCCUCGUCCUUCCUGCUGCCUCAGCGAGCUCCGGAGCCGGCGGUGCGGACGGUGGGCGUGCGGCGGCUGGGCGGGCCCGUCCCGCUCCGAGAGUCGGUCACUCAGGGGAAGGGCGGUUUGCUGAUGGACGCCGGGCUGUUCGCGGGGCGCUCCUUCCGGGUCGGAUGGGGUCCCGGCUGGACGCUCGCACACUGCGGCCACCGGCUGAGCUCGCCCACCAAACCGCUCCAACACCAGGAGGUCACCAAGACAGACUUCAGCUUCCUGCCCAAAGCUGCCAGGAGCAAACCGCUGACAGAAAGCCCCUAUAAGGUGGUGCUGGAGCAGCUGGUGGGUCUGGAGCCUCCGGCGGCGAAGCUCGGCGAGGAGGACGAGGACGAGGAGAGCCGGGCGGUGCUGCAGCGCCCCCUGGAGAUCUGUCUGAAGCACAGCACCAUCGAGGCAGCGGACGACGACUCGGCCUGCCCUCUGGUGCGGCCGCAGGUCGGCGUGGCGGCGCUGCACGAGUACGCCGAGUGGAUCCGAGAGCUGAACGACAAGCAGGGAGACGCAGACCCCCUCCUGGGUCACUGGGCCGAGGUCUGGACCCUGUGCGAGGCCCUCUGGGGCCGGCUGGGCCCCGCCGACCAGGAGCCCGACGGCGAGGCGCCCGGCGAGUACGAGCAGCAGCUGGAGAGGAGGCGGAGCUUCUCGGCCUGGCUGUCCCGCGGCGCCGCCUGCAGGGUGGAGGAGGAGGUGGCGCUGGCCGGGAAGGGGCGCCACACGGACGCCAUCUUUAGCUACCUGACGGGAAACCGCAUCAGUGAGGCCUGUCGGCUCGCUCAGAGGGAAGGAGACCACCGUCUGUCCCUGCUGCUGUCUCAGGCUCUGGGGUCUCAGUACUGCAGGGACCUGUUGGCCCUCCAGCUGGCCGACUGGAGCCGCAUGCAGACAGACAGCUACCUGCCCGAGGAGCGCCUCCGCAUCUUCGCCCUGCUGGCCGGGAAACCCGUGUGGCAGUCGUCGGACUCGGUGGUGAACGUUUGCUCCGAGCUGGACUGGAAGCGCUGCGUGGCCGUUCACCUCUGGUUCAUGCUGCCUCCCACCGCCUCCGUGGCCGACGCCCUCGCCAGAUAUGAAGCCGCCUUCCAGGGCUCCUGUGAGGGGGGGAAGUACGCCUGCGCCCCGCUGCCGCCGUACCUGGAGGCGGAGCAGCCGGACAUGGAGGAGGAGGAGCAGGAGGAGGAGGAGGAGUCUAAGCGCUCGCUCCAUGACCUCUGCUUCCACCUGCUGAAACUCUACAGCGACAGACACUACAGCCUGCAGCAGCUGCUGGAGCCUCUGACCGUCACCUGGCAGCGCCUGGACUACCGUCUCACCUGGCACCUGUGGGGCGUCCUGCAGGCGCUGCACUACAGCCACCUGAGCGCCGCACGCCAGGGACUCCUCCACGCCUCCUACGCCGCCCAGCUGGAGAGCUCCGGGCUCUGGCACCACGCCAUCUUCAUCCUGCUGCACCUGCCAGACCACACCCAGCGGCGGCGGGCGGUGCGGGAGCUGCUGACGCUGCACUGCCCCCUGCAGGAGACGGAGGAGUCGGUGCGGAGGGAGCGCUUCCUGACGGAGCGGCUGCUGAUCCCGGAGCAGUGGAUCCACGAGGCCAAGGCCACCCGAGCACGCCGCGACGCCGACCACCACCAGGAGGCGCUGCACCUGUACCGGGCCGGAUACUGGAGCCAGUGUCACCGGCUGCUGAUCCAGCACCUGGCCUCAGAUUGCAUCAUCAACGACAACCACGACUACCUGCUGGAGUUCCUGGAGGGGCUGGCGGUCCCUGAACACAGCGCCACCAUCCAGGACUGGGACACCGCCGGCAGGGUUUACCUGGACUACAUCCGGGUCAUCAAGACGCUGCAGGACAUCCAGCAGAUGGAGAACGCCGGCUACGAGCUGGAGCGUCUCUACACCGACGUGACGUCUCUGUGCAGCAGAAUCGAGCUGCUGCCCUGCAGCACCGCCAGAGACCGCCUCGCCCAAUCAGAGAUGGCGAAGCGUGUGGCGAACAUCCUGCGGGUGGUGCUGAGUCUGCAGCAGGGCGACGCCGCCUCCGACUCCCUCAGCAUCCCGCUCGCCCAGCUGGCGCCGCACAUCACCCGCCUGCCGAUGCCGGAGGACUACACGCUGGAGGAGCUGCGCGGCCUCACGCAGUCGUACCUGCGGCAGCUCAUCGUCAGCCAAUGAGAGCGCAGGCGGAGUCAGAAACGGGUCGUGGUGAUCUCGGCCGCUCUGACAUCAUGGAAACCAUCCCCAAGUUUAAACGAAGUCGUCGAGGAGAAAAGUUUCGGCGGCGGCGUGAUUCUGGAGUUGACUCACUUUAGUUCCGGGCGCCGUUCGUUUUGAAAAAGAACCGAUACGUCAUUCCUCUUCUGUGUGUGUUUGUCGCUUCAGGGCAGAAUUUAAACAAUAAACAACGACAAGAGACACAAAAUAAACAUCAGACCAGUCAGGAUCUAUUUACUACGAUCCUCAAAGAAACCGUUUGGAUGUUUGAAGUGAUUCUACGAGUGUUUACCCGACAACACGGAAGCUUACAUUUUUUUUAAAAAGCCCCACCUACAAUCUGUUCAGAGCCUCCAAUGACAAAAACCAGAAGCUUCACCUCACAGGACGCAGGAGUUUCUGAUCUGCUGCUCCAAACACUCGUUUGCUUUGCUUAUUGUGUGACUAUGUUGGGUUUUUGUGGUUCCGAACCGUUUUAAAACACAAAACUAACUAAAUUAUCUGAGCAGCGGGAGAUCCACAACUCCUGUUUUCUGUCAGGUAAAGUUACUGGUUUUGUCACUGGAGUCUGGUGACUCAUUAUCUGAGGACUCAGGUCAUUUAAGGGUGAUUUCACGUUUUAUUUCACAUUUUCUCUAUCAAACAGGAUUAGCGCACUGAUACAUCUCACCUUGAAAGACGCCGUAAACUCACGCAGGGCGCCAUCGCGAAGGAACGAACUCGUUAUUUAGACAAUUUUCUGCUUUAGCUUGCUGUCAGACUGUCAGAGGAUUUAAACCCGAAACUCCUGCAGCAGAAAGAGAGUGAAACUUUAACCAGAUGUUAAAGAUAUAAUCCAGCUUCAGGUCCCGUCGUAUGAACUUAAACAAGACUGUUUGGUGGAGAGAUAACCGGCGGAAAAUAUUCUAAAUAAAGCAACGAAACUGAUUUCAGUGCUGCUGAAGAUACUGCAGAACAUCUAAACUCCCUUUAACACACAAAAACCAUCGUAAGACAAAAAUACUUUUGUUUCAAAUCAACUUGAAUUUCUGGAUUUUUUAACUCAAAGAAAAACUAAAAGUCUAAAAGUUUGAAUCAUUUUCUCCGUUGAUCCCAAACAUCGUCUUGUUUCUGUUCAUUUUUUGUUCAGUGUGAAAAUCUUUCGCUGGACUCUUUAAACUUGCUGCAGUUUUGUGUUUAAGUUGCAUUUUUGACUCUGAUCGAUCUUUGGAAAUUCAAAAGUUUUAGUCAAAAGUUUUGGAUUCGUCCUUAAAUUUGAAUGUUAUUUUAUGAGCUUUCUGUGUUCAUGUUAGACCAAAAAUUAAGACAAUUAAAACAUUUUGUAACGUUCACAUUUCAGUGCAGAUAAAGUUUAUUGUUAUAAAUGGUAAAAUAAAGUUUAGAGCGAGCUGAUAAAUUUCAUCCUGUGCAGAAAUAAAAAGGAGACAAACUCCAACACGCGUUCCAGAAGAAUCACAGACAGAUUUAGUUUUCUAAAACUGUAAAAGGAUCCGGUAGAGUCAUUCCCGCUCCGUUUGUUGUUUAUUAUCAAAUUCUCCCCAUAAAAACAGUAUUUCCUUGUCUAAAUAUCGUCUUUGUAACUGAGCGUGUAAAUGUAACAUCCGAAACUCGUUUUGACCUCCGACCCCAAAGAAAGUGCCGCCGCGUUAGUGAUGAGUUCGGACACUAAAACGGAUUUGGUUUUAUUCUAUAAAUGAACGGCGGCCGUUACCGUAGCGACAGUAGCGUCUGUUCAUCUGUCGAUAUGUGAAUAAAGAUCUAAAUAUUGAAGACGAGCGGCGGCGUUGACGACGACGUGCACAACGUUGGUUUUGUUUUGGAGAAAAGCUCAACAUGCAAAAGUGUAAAAUGCCGAAUGGUCUAUUUUUGUAGAUUUCUUGUUUUUCUGUUUGGUCUGAAUGUAAAUCAGAAGUGUGUGUGUGUGUGUGUGUGUGCACGCAACAAACAAACACCUUUUCUUUUUUAUUAUGAUGAUUAUUAUUAUUAUUAUUAUCAUUGGCACUUGGUUACAGUUUGGUGGUCAGAUUGAUAAAG